Messenger RNA from Molossus molossus (Pallas's mastiff bat), 3184 nucleotides. Its product is annotated as KIAA0040 ortholog. Bases 320 to 622 code for a protein of 100 amino acids. The transcript has 2 exons. The record is from RefSeq and is a predicted model, not a curated record. Lineage: Eukaryota; Metazoa; Chordata; Mammalia; Chiroptera; Molossidae.
GGCCGGCCGGCGGGCGGGGAAGACGCAGGGCGCUUUUCCGGGCGCAGGUAGGCUCGGGCGCCCGCUGACCCUGCCCUCGCCCGGCCUCCGGGACCCGCAGGGGCUCCGAGACGGAGCCUGGACCGCGCCCCCCACCCCCACCGGACCACUGUGACCGGGCAGCACCUGGGAGCCCGCGACCCGCCAGCAGGAAGCCCUUCGGGGGACUGAAAGGUGCUUCUCUGUGGCAUGUCCGAGCCCGCAGCCGGAGGAGGGAGACGUCACCCGUGGGCCAGGCUGUGUCCUCUGCAGCCCAGGACUCGGCAGUGAGCGGAGCACCAUGGAGAAAGUGAGCUCCUUCUUCAGCGACAUCUGGGACACCAUCCUGACCAGACACCAGGAGGGCCUGUUCAACACCAUCUGCCUGGGUGUCAUCCUGGGGCUGCCGCUGCUGGUCAUCGCCAUCCUCGUCUUCGUCUGCUGCUACUCCUGCUGGAGCCGGCCCGGCCAGGGUGCCCAGCAGCCCGAGCGAAGCAAGGGGAAGAAGAGGAAGAGGAAGAAGAAGAAGGGUGAAGAAGACCUCUGGAUCUCUGCUCAGCCCAAGCUCCUCCAGAUGGAGAAGAGGCCAUCGCUGCCUGUCUAGUCGGGCAGAAAGCAGAGGUGUCCGCCUCUGGGGGCUCGGCCACCUUCUCACCACACACAGGGCAGGGAGCCGCGAUCCCCCAAGUGUCUCGCUCAUGUCUACAGGGGAACUUGUCAACCAAAGAACACAUCUCGGGCUGAGCAUCCGUGGCGGGCACUGCCGGUGAGGCCAUGGACAAAGCUCAGGCGCUGUCUGGACAGCUGUGUGUCCAGCCGUGAAGCGGAUUCAGGCCUUCCACCUGCGUCCCGCACAGCCCAUGUGCGAAAGCACCAGGAACACGUAUGCCCACAUCCCGACACGUCCUCAAACGCACACACACCACGCACACACGCAGUGCAGUAUCUCCGCUCUUGCAAACACAUCUCAGAGGAGGGCCCCCAGAUUCAGGCGCGUAUGCGCAGUGACCUGACUGGGCAGGGUUGUGGCAUCCACGCCUAUUCCACACACUACUCCAGUGAGAGCCGUGCGCAUCCUCCUCCGAUCCCUGUAGACCCUGGAAAUCCUCAUUCUUGGACAUUCCAGCAACUUGGUACCGUCCCCUUCCAGGCUCCCGUGCUCCUGACCGCUCACCCGCGAGGGCGAAGUCCUCAAAGCUAUUGUCUCGCAGCUCCUGACAAGGUCCUCGUGACCACCAGACGGUGCUCAGUGGGGUCCCUGGCCUCUCUUGGGGGUGCUACCCCAGAACCACGGGCAAGGCCCCCUUCUCCACACGAGAGCACACGGCGACUCCUAGGAAGCUGUGGACGCCACAGCUGAGGCUGCUCCGUCCCCCACCCAGCCGCACUGUGCUCGGUGCAGGAGACACUACACCUGAGCAAGGGGCCCCGUGGGACCAGAGGUCUGCAGUGGGGGGGGAGUGGAGACAGUCCCCGGGACAGCCCCCCAGAAGGCACACUGGAAGCGAUCCCUGCGGCUGUCAUGGAGGCUGCCUGUCGCAGGUGGGCUGUGGUUCAGAGCUUAGGGGAAAGCAGAAUGAAGCUAGAUGAGGUUUAUUAAUAUUUAUCUGGAGGCUCAGGCAGGUGCCCUGGCUCACUGCGGACGCUGGUGGACAAGGACUGAUGUUCAGGGUUAGCUCGUGAUACCUCGCCCGUUCUCUCAAGUGACCGUCUGCGUGAGCCCCUGAUUGCUGCAACGGCUGGAGGUGGAACGUUGCAUUCUGCAGGGGUGCGGAACCAGGGACUGGGGGGACGUGUCAGCCAGGCCCACGGGGGGCUGAGGAGAGCGUGUCCCCACCAGGCUGGAGCUGGGGGCAGGGUUACCCCAUCCGUACGACGAGCUGGUUGGCGUUCUGAUUGUACCGGGACCUGCUCACGAUUAAGGGCGGCUCCGGAGCAGGGCUGUGCUCUCGAAGCUGUUCUAUGUGGCGGUGCAGGUGCGAUUCAGUCAAUAAUGUAGCUAAACUAUGGUACUAAUAGUAGCAAAAACUAAAUUCUGUGAGGCUGUGCUGAGGGGGAAAUGCACUCUGCUCACCUGGGCCCUCUGGCUCUCACGUGCCCUCCGGGUGUCCUGCGGGCCUGUGAGGUGGAUGUGGGUGGUGACCGUCCGCCAGGUCUUCUAGCAGGGACCCUGAGAAGCACAGUUCAGGCCUGUGUACGUGGUGGGAUCAUUAAUGUUCACCCUGAGUGGCCCUCAGUGUCCUGGGCACUCAGGCCCCUCACUCCUAAGCCCCUUUGACCAGAGGAAGCAACAGCUUCUGAUGCUCCGUCCCCUUGACGUCACAGGAGGGCGGCCACCUCUCGUGUCUGCUACGGCCCACAGGACUGGCUGCCCUUCCUGUCUGCACCUCCCAACCCCCCCGUUUCAGGAUGACUUGGGGAGACGUGGGGGCUGUCGGCUGAGACUGUGUCAGACUUGAUCCGAGAGAGCAGAUCCCGGGAACACAGUUGCCACGGCAACGGCGGCGGCUGGGAUUGAGGCAGCCGUGGGCUGUCCCUGCCGUGACAGGCCUCCCCCCGCCCCAGGUGCAGCGACCUGCUGUCUCCUAACGCAGGGGACGUGCUCCAGCUCCGGGCACAGACACCCCGAGACGCACAUCUCAGCUGCUCCCACAGCCUCGGACCCAGGGCGCCCAGCUUGAACGAGGCCUCUCUUACCCCCUCCCCGGGCAGCACCCCCGGAGUACCUAGAACAGUGGUCCAGGGAGGCCCACAGGCUGGCUGAAUAAAUGGGUGCAGGAAAGGACCCCAAGGAGACUAUCGGGGGCCCCUCCUUCCUUUCCCACUGGGUUCUCAUCCUUCUCUCUCAUGUUUCUUCCUCUCCAUCCCCUCUCCUCCCGGCCUCAUCCCUCCAGCCGGCCCCAUUUUUACUCCCUUCCUUCGCUGCCUCCGGCAACCAGGGUGCCUCAGGCGGGAGCCUGCUCGGCCCAUCUUCGGGGGCUUAAGCUCAGGACAAAGAGGGUUGUCAAGAAGGGGUCCCUCACCCAGCGCAGGCCCGGGGACCCCGGGACGUGCCCAGCCAGACACGCCCCAUCACUGCAGGUCUCCCCCCGCCUAGUGGGUUCAUGUGCUUAUUCCUUGGGUGCCGGUCAGGGGGGGAUGGUGGCCGUCACAAGAAGAAUAUACA